AUCUUAGAUCUUAAAUGCGACACCUCUGCAAUUCACUGUUUAAGGAGUUGCCAACCAAAUGCAUGGGAACAUGCGACUACAGCAUGCAAAUGCCAUGAAAUAUUUUCAACUUCUCUGUGUUGCAUCUCAGGGUUGGACGGAAUUAGAAUUCAUAGAAUUCAAUUCAUGUCGUCUGCAGAGCGCUGGGAACCAAAGAUAUGCAGUUUAGACCGCAAGGCAUCCAUGUGCCACAGCUUCUCAUUCGAAGGUUUGUCGUAUCACAUCAGUGCGAGAAAAGAACCACCAUCUUCUGGACCCUGACAUCAAGCUACGCGGGUAUCUGUUCGGCAUGAUAAUGCCACUGCCAGGUCAGCUAGGAGCAUGGGACGCCGGUAAGCUUUCAAUAUAGCGGUGCACUAAGCGGUCAGAAGAUUUGGCUGCUAGGGAACAUUCAUACACGCGGUCCCUCAAGGCCUCAAGCACUAUAUACUUUCCUUCUAGAGUUCCCAGGCAUCCGGCUGUUCUAAGGACGACCCGCCCAAUUCUUCCCUCGCAUCUCCCGCUGCGAUAUGCCAGUUCAAAUCCUUCCUCCUGCGAACCAUGUAUCGAGCAGCACCAUUAGCUCGAAUGAAAAGGACACUUUCGACCCCUUAGAGGAGAAGAGAGCAGUUCGCAUGCUUGACUACACCGUUCUACCUUUGAUGACCAUGUUUUAUCUACUUUCGUUCCUGGAUAGAGCCAACAUUGGGAACGCGCGUGUUGCGGGGUUGCAGAAAGGCUUGGGACUAACAGAUCACCAAUAUCAGAUUGCAGUGACCGUCACUUUCGUACCUUACAUCGCUGCAGAACUCCCAUCGAAUCUGCUACUACGCAAAAUUGGACCACGGGUGUUGAUGCCUUCGCUUUUGGUAAUUUGGGGCAUUAUUGUAACUCUUCACGGCCUCGUAUCAUCCUAUUCAGGUUUGGUCAUUAUCAGGGCAUUUCUUGGUCUCGUCGAAGGUCCGAUGUUUCCUGGAAUCGUCCUAUAUUUAUCUGGAUUUUAUACCCGUGAAGAGCUCUCCCUUCGCGUCGCACUUUUCUUCUCGUCCGCUUCCUUGUCUGGGGCAUUUUCUGGUUUGCUUGCGGCGGCCAUACAAAACAUGAAUGGCAUCGGGGGUAAGCCAGGAUGGGCAUGGAUUUUUAUACUGGAAGGUCUGUUUACAGUCCUGGUUGGGCUGGUGUCGUUCUUCCUCGUGCCUUCCACGCCUCAAGACUCUAAGUUCUUGACCCAGAAGCAGAAGAACAUCAUCGCUCAGAGACUUGCUCGAGAUCGUCCGGUUAUUGGCAUUAUCGAAGCUUUCAGCAUUAAGGAAAUUUUCCGCUCUCUUUGCUCUCCACAUGUCAUGAUGGUUUUUAUUAUGUUCUUCGGGAAUGGCGCAACUCUUUACGGCCUUGCUCUUUUCCUCCCUUCCAUCGUCAAUCAGCUAGGUUUCAGCGCUACCAGAAGCCAGCUCAUUUCUGUCGGUCCAUUUGCUGCAGGUUUCUUUGUGACCCUUAUCAGUGCUUUCCUCUCCGAUCGCUACAAUUCAAGAGCAAUUCCUACAAUGAUCAUUGCCACGUUGGCCGUCGCUGGCUUUGGUGUUUACCUAGGAUCACACAGUGUUGCUACGGCAUAUGGUUCGUUAUUUCUCUCCGUGCCUGGAGUGUAUGCUACACCACCUAUAAUAUCUGCAUGGAUGGCAAACAAUUCCGAACCAUAUUAUCGCAGAGCUACUAGCAUAGCCAUAGGAUUUGUAGCGACGAAUGCUGGAGGUAUUCUAAGUACAUGGAGUUUCCCGACCAAAGAAGGACCUAGGUUCACAAGGGCUACCAUCAUGGACUUGGUAUUCUCAAUCGUAAUCGUUAUUGGAAGUGCACUGAAUGCGCUUUAUCUCGUUCGGGCCACUCACCAAAAGGCCUCUCGUCGAGAUGAAAUCCUUGCACCAUUCGAAGAUGAGCAAGAGGCAGGAGGUGUCGCUAAAGAACAAAGAGCUUGGUUGACUCUCGGCGACCGACACCCCGAUUUCCGCUACACGUUGUAGAUUUUGAUUUAACUCUAACUAUGAAGGGGCAUGGUGCUGCACAGUCUCCCGAGAGCCAAAAAAAAAGGAAAAAAAAAGGAAAAAAAAAGGUUAAUCAGAUAACACAAAGAGACUCGGUAACGAUCUCAAGAAACAUUGUAAUACAAGGACAAUCGCGAAGAGCAUCGAGUAAUGUACACCUGAAGGCUU
Molecule: messenger RNA, 2228 nt
Organism: Somion occarium
Lineage: Eukaryota; Fungi; Basidiomycota; Agaricomycetes; Polyporales; Cerrenaceae
Source: the annotation of a GenBank genome assembly